Messenger RNA from Saprolegnia parasitica CBS 223.65, 1441 nucleotides. RefSeq lists its product as hypothetical. Lineage: Eukaryota; Oomycota; Saprolegniomycetes; Saprolegniales; Saprolegniaceae. The transcript has 2 exons. The record is from RefSeq and is a predicted model, not a curated record. The coding region runs from base 56 to 1417 and encodes 453 amino acids.
GCCGGUUCCUAGCCGAACCGGACCGUGAAGGGGCCUAAUUGCAAGCAAAAGCGAGAUGGCCGACAGCGGGCGCCAGACCAAGGUGGCUCGUCCGACGCCGCCAGACGCGCUCGCGCUUCCGCACGUCGUCGAGGCCAUUGCGAUGUGCUUGAAGAACCAAGAGGACUUUAGCAGCUUUCUCUACGCGCUGCCACACUCACUCUGGACGCCGGCGCUCUCGGCCUUUCUCGACUGCGCCACGGACCUGCCAGCAUCGCUCGUCGCCAACUGGCCGCGCAUUGUGCUGGCUACCAUGGCGUUUCCACCUUUGGUCUUAACGGUGCUCGCGGCGACGCUGCCACUGCGACCACGUAUGGAGCUGCAUUGCUCCAUCCGGGACGCCGCGCCACUGGCCUCGCUCGUCGCCGUCGUCGGCCCUGCGCUCAACACUGUCACGCUCCAAUUCUACCGCGGCUGCAUGGUCCAAGGCCAAAGCCAAGCGAUCAGCGACAUCCUCUUGCAGCGCUGCCCACGUCUGCGCCAAGUGUCUAUCUCGGUCCAUUCUUAUUCGGAGAACGAGACCGUCGAGCUCAACAGCCUGCUUGCAGUCGUCGCCCACCCGCAUAUCGAAGAUGUAACCAUCGUCAUGCAGCGCACGACUAUCGCGCCGCCGCGACUCUGGCAUCUUUUGGCAGCGUGGCUCUCGACGGCGCCGGCGACGAAGCUCCGAUUGGCUUAUAUCGCCCGAAUGGACCACGAUGCUGUCAUCGCGUUCUGCGAUGCGCUGCAAGCCAACACAACCCUCCAAGAGCUCACCAUUUUCGACGUACCGAGUCUCGGUGGCUUCCACGGUCGCACGCUCCCAGUGUCGUUAAAGACCUUGGCGUGGAAGAUCCGCCCCAACAGAAACGUCGACGACGCAACGCUGACGGACCUUGCGACUGCCGUCGUGGCCACGCAGCUCGAGCGUCUCGAGUGCAUCGUCUUUGGCCAGUUGGCGACAUGCCCGGCGGCGGCGCCGAUGCUGUCGCAACUGCAGUGCCUCAUCGUCUCCGGUGUGAACGCCGACAACAUGGAGGCAUUGAUCGACGGCUUGUCGUCGGUCCCAGCGCUGACGUCUCUGACGGCUCGCACUUUCGACCUUUCGUUGUCGGCGGAGCUGCUCAUGGAGACGCUCGCGACGACGUGCGUGCAUCUCGAGACGCUUCGUGUCGAUGAUCAGCUCGUUGCUGCAGGCCGCCACCUUCGGUGCCUCACCUUGAAUACCAUCGGGCGCGACAUCUACGAUCUGGAGAAGCGAGCGAUCUGCAAGGCGCUGGCGCGAGUCCCCGACGUCCCAUUUGUGCUUCAGAAUUUGCCAAAAGACAUGGACAAGUUCGUGGUCGACGCGCUCAGCCCACGCGCCGAUCGUCGCCACCAGUGCAUGUUGUAUUUCUAAGCGCUUCGAAUAGCAACUAAUGAA